AUGAUUGAACUAUUUCUAUUUAUUAUAGUUUUUUCUGUAAAAUUUUAUAAUAAAUUUAGGUAUACAUUGGUGCAAUUUUGAUAUUGUUUACAAAUAAUUACUUAUAUGGACUAAUAUUUUCAUUAUCAACUACAACUUUGUUAUUGAUUAUUUUAGCAAUUUAUUUUGUUAAGCAAUUCUUAGAUUAAAGAAAAAGAGAAAAAAUUGGUAUCGAAUCGGAAUAAUAACAAUAAUAGAUCAAAUAAAAAAAGGGAUUAUCUUAAUUUGUAGAAACAAAACAAGAAGAAAAAAUGAGGAUUAUAAAUUUUAAAGGAAAAGAUAAAGUUAGAGAAGAAAAAUAACUUAAGGUGAAUUUCAAAAAUCAAGAAGAAAAAGAAAAAGAACUUUAAAAAGUCAAAAGAAAUCAGGUUACUCAAAAACGAUAAUCUUAAUCAGAUUUAAAUUUAGAUAGCGAAUACAUACCAAUUAAAUAGAUAGAAGGAAAUAUUAAUGAAAUUCCAAUAGACAAUAAAAAUAUUAAACUUUACUAAUAAAGGAAAACAUGA
Messenger RNA from Paramecium primaurelia, 545 nucleotides. Lineage: Eukaryota; Ciliophora; Oligohymenophorea; Peniculida; Parameciidae. The record is from the annotation of a GenBank genome assembly.